This is a messenger RNA of Scatophagus argus, 2403 nucleotides long. It is a transcript of the gene fam167ab, whose product is annotated as family with sequence similarity 167 member Ab. NCBI's taxonomy places the organism in Eukaryota, Metazoa, Chordata, Actinopteri, Scatophagidae. Bases 306 to 938 code for a protein of 210 amino acids. The record is from RefSeq and is a predicted model, not a curated record. The transcript has 3 exons.
UUCUAUAUCUAUGGUGGCGUAUUUAUGAGUCUGUGGUGCACCUCCAUUAAUAUUCAUGCGGCGGGAAGUCUGAUAGGGAUUCCUGGUACGUCUCCAAGCAACCAAAACCUGACGCAGCCUUCCCGCCCCUCCUCCGGUAGUUCUAUGCUCAAAAACAAGUGGACCGCGGAGAUGUUGGGUUAAACUAUCAGGGAGGCGCGGAGAGCGAGGAAGCGUUCUUGUGGUGGUCUUCACUGAUGUGGCUGCUCGGAUUCAGGGUGGCUGACUACAAAUUGGACUGCAGCAGCUGAAUUUUCACAAGAUUAAUGAUGGACACACCCUCAGCUCCUCAGAUCAAAGUGGACAGGGCUUGUGACCUAGAGGAAGUGGAAUUUGGGGAAGAUGUGGAUUUGCCUUCAGAUGACCAUCUCAUGAACUUGAAGGCCUUGACAGAGAAAUUAAGACUGGAGACCAGGAGACCCUCCUACCUGGAAUGGAAAGCCCGGCUUGAGGUGGAAAGCUUCAGGGAGCCAGGAACUGGAAAAGACCCGAUCCAAGUUGAGCCUGAAGGAAAAGUGUUCAAACCCAGCAAGACUGCAGAGAACUCUGAUGUGUUUCAGUGCAAGUUGCCAUCAGGUCCACUGAAAGGAUUUGGGAACAUCGAUGAAGCUCUCAGUUGGCUGAGGAGAGAACUGACAGACAUGCGCUUGCAGGACCAGCAGCUGGCCAGGCAGCUCAUGCGACUCCGAAGUGACAUCAACAAGCUGAAGAUAGAGCAGACGUGCCACCUGCAUCGCAGGAUGCUCAAUGAUGCUACCUUUGGCCUCGAGGAGCGGGACGAGCUGUCGGACCUGCUGUGUGAAUGUCCAGUCACGCCGGGGCUCGGCCUCUCGGCCCCACUGAGGCUCAUCGGCGUCACCAAGAUGAACAUUAACUCUCGCCGUUUCUCGCUCUGCUAGUGGCAGCAAUAGCUCUUCAGGAAGAAAAUCCUGAAAAUAGCACAGUCUGUCUAAUACUAUCUUCGCUCCAGUGCAUGCCAGCCAUGGGCAUCUGUUGAAUAGUGGUGAAAUCCUUUGUGCAUUUAGGGCUUGACCACAAAGUUGUGAGGAUGAACCUCAAUGUAAAGCUCUGUUUUACAGUCCCUCUAAUGAAAGGCAGAGAUUUAGGUAAUGUAUAUUAUUUAGAAAGAUGAAUUUGAGUGUAGUCGGUACAUAUAAAUGGUUUUUGCCACUAAACUAUACAUGGCAGCUAUAUACAGAAACCUUUCUGUUUUAAAACCACAGCAGAUUUUAGACCUGUAGGCCAUUGUGACUUGAAACAGAGAACUCGCAGUUUUUAAAAUAACCUAAGCAUCCUCAAGCUGUUUCCUGGGUCCUUUGUGGUUUCCAUCUAAAAGUACAGACUAAAUAUUUGAAUAUAUUUUUACUGCAUCAUAGAUAAUGCGUUCGGUGACAGUCAGGAUUUUCAUUUGUUCCCUGUAUUGGAUCUUGAUAUAAAUGUUUUGCUUUUAAAGAGAUGCCUUAAUCUUGAUACAAGUUGCACACUGUACUCCAUGCAUCUCUUAAUUGGUGAGUAGCAGUAUAAUUUUAUCAAGCAUUACUUUUUGCAGACUAUGAUGGAAAUAAUUGCAGUCGUUGUUCUUCAAGUCUGCUGAAGUUUGCAUCUAGGUUAGAGCUUUGCCCUUUUUCUGCUCCAAUUGUGAUCUGAGAGCAACCAUUUGAGAUGCCAUUGUCUGUUUUAAACAAAAAUAUGGUUUAGUUUCAAGGAUAAACAUUGAAUUAUCAUUCAUUUAGAUCUCUGCAUCGACCAAAUGACAUGAAGAUGUGAACCUUGUUAUGAUGGAAUAUAUCAUUACAGGUAACCUUUCCUUACUUAUUUUCUUUUGGAUUGUGGGGGUUUGGGAUUUGAAAUGUGAGCAUAUGAAAUUUGAGUCAAGUAUAGUCCCAAUGCAGAGACCAUACAACAGGAAAACGGGAGUUUCAGGGUUUAAGAUGCCCCUCCUUGUGGCCCAGAUAUACUAUAAUACAAUCUGAACAUAAUCACAUUUUUAUAGCUCUCUCUCACGCACAAAAUGUCUAAUCUGUUUUCCAUAACGGAGCAAAUUACCUCUAAUGACAACCACUGAAAAGACAAGGUUAAUAUCGGGGUCUACUACUGCACAGACUGUUCCAACGUUAUAUGAUUAGCUGUACAAACAGAGCACCUAGCCAUUGUCUCAGUUCGCAGUGUCCCAUGAACAGUGAGGCACCUACUAAGAAAACAAUGCUAUGCUAACUUGAUCUUGUGUUACUAAGCCUAUAAUUGACUGGAACAUACAGUACUUUGAAUCCAGUUUGGUAAAAUGUAAUACCUUAAAUGGGUUAUUGUUAGUGCUAGUAGUAUGUUUUCACAGAUGUACCGGUAAUAAAUAAUCUAUCAAGAAGA